UGUCGUGAGGGGGGUGACGCAGGCGUUGUCUCCCUUGUGUGAAGCGGUCUCAUAAAACGCCAGUCAAACACGUCACAGGGUUUAUAAACAAGUCCCCUCCUCUUUGAGCUCAUUCCCGGAUUUGUACGGAGGUCUGAUGCUUUUUUCAAUGAAGAUCGGGCGCCAAGGACUUUCAAGUAUUUGAAGACAAAUAGCAAAAAACAUUUUUUUCCUAUCCAAGUAAUGGACAUUUAAUUACUAUUUUUGGCCUUCACAUUUUGUUCCAGAAGAAAAGGCUUGCCUUUAUCACAAACCCGCCCAUAAAAUAGCCAAAGCCAUUUUUUUUCAUAUAGUUACGUUUGCCUGCUAAUGUUUUAGCUAGCUAGCGACCUAAUCAUGAAUUUUCCAUCUUAAACUUGUAACAGAUCUGUUGCCUUAAGGCAUUGUUCAUUAUACCAGACGCUGAGUGGAGAUAUUAAUAAAAUGGCUGGGAGUGGAGUGGAUCCCAGAGAAGUCAUAAACGGAGUGGAGAACUUGCUGGGGAAAGAUGGCGAGCUUCGCAGCCCUGAAGCAGUCACAAAGAUAGUCAGUCUAAUGAAAGCCUCCCACAAGAUGGUGAGCAGAUGUAUCUACCUAAAUAUUUUACUUCAGACCAAAUCUCAUGACAUCUUGAACAGAUUUAUCAAGGUGGGGGGGUACAAGCUGCUGAAUGCCUGGUUAACCUACUCCAAAACCACCAACAACACUCCCCUGCUGCAGUUAAUUCUGCUAACUCUACAGAAAUUGCCCCUCAAGGUUGAUCACCUCAAACAGAACAACACAGCCAAACUGGUCAAACAGCUGAGCAAGAGUGGAGAGACUGAAGAACUGAGGAAGCUGGCAGGCGUGCUGGUCGAGGGCUGGAUGGCAAUCAUUCGCUCUCAGGGUGUGUCGACGUCCAGUGGAGCCUCCCCAUCAGACAAAAAACGAAAGAAGGAGGAAGGUAAAGUCCGAAGCGGAGAGGUGAAGAAAGGUGGAGAUGGAGUGAAGGUGGCACCGGAGGAGAAGAAGAAAGAGAAGCCCAAAGCCCAUGCCCCCAGCCAUGCCAAGUUCCGGUCUACAGGCCUAGAAGUGGACACCCCCAGUCCUGUCCCAGCCAAAAAACCCCCAGCCGCCCCCCAGCUUGGGGACAAAUACAAUAUCAAACCUGCUGUUCUGAAGAGGCCCAGCCCCUCUCUGUCAGAUUCACCUGUGGAGAAGAAAUACAAACCACUCAACACCACACCCAAUUCCACCAAGGAAAUCAAAGUCAAGAUUAUCCCAGCACAGCCAAUGGAGUGCACUGGCUUCUUGGAUGCUCUUAACUCUGCCCCGGUCCCUGGGAUCAAGAUUAAGAAGAAGAAGAAGGCUGUGUCUCCAACAUCAAACAAGCCCUGCCCAUUUGACAACAAGCCCCUACCCUACCCUGCCCCGCAGAGCAAACCCUUGUCCCCCGAACCCCCGGCCACUCAGAGUCCCCCCCAUGACCCCCCCGACCUGGAGCAGCCGGGCACGCCCGUGCCCAGUGAGGACACAGAGGUCAUGGAUACAGGGGAGAAACCCAACGCCCUGUCGGAGCCGCGCGGAGAGGAGGAGAGCCUGCUCACCAAGAGCGGGAAAAAGAAGAAGACGGUGCGCUGGGCGGAGGAGGCGCAGCUGAAGGAGUAUUUCUUCUUUGACCUUGACGAGACGGAGAGAGUCAACGUCAAUAAGAUCAAAGACUUUGGCGAGGCAGCGCGGAGAGAGCUGAUGAUGGACCGGCAGGCGUUUGAGACGGCCCGCCGGCUCUCCCACGAUGCCAUGGAGGAGAGCACGGCCUGGACCCCGCCCCGGCCCCUCACCAUGGUCACCAGCCUGGUCAUCCCCGGAGCCAAUAGCAGCGAGAAGCUCACGCAGAGGGACAGGGAGCUGGGCAUCCUGCAGGAGAUCUUCCUCAGCAAAGACAGCGUACCAGACAGUCCUCAUGAGCCAGACCCAGAGCCUUACGAACCUGUACCCCCGCGACUCAUACCCAUCGAUGAGGACUGUACCUCAGUAGACGAGAGCUACCAGGAGCCCAUGGACACUGCGGCCCCGGCCGGCUCCUCCUCCGGCCCGCCCGAGGGCUCCAAGCUGCCCCCUGUCCUGGCCAACCUGAUGGGCAACCUCGGAAACAGCGGGCGCAGCCCCCAGGCCCAGGGCCCCUCGGUCAACGUGCAGGAGCUGCUGACCUCCAUCAUGGGUGCACAAGGCGGCCACUCGGCAGAGGACCUGAUAAAGCAGCCCAACUUCUCUGACCAGAUCAAGCAGCUGCUGGGCUCCCUGCAGCAGAGUCAGCCCCAGGCCCCACCCUCGGGCCCGCCUCCAGGGGCAGGACCAGUGAACACAGGCUUGCUUGGCCACGGCCCCGGAAUGAACAUGAACAUGAACAUGAACAUGGCGAUGCCCAUGAAUGGCGGCUAUCCACCCAACAAUCCCCCCUCCGGCCCUCACUACCCCCACCCACCGCCGCCCCACGGCCACGCCCCCCCGUUCCCUGCUGGAGGCGGUCCCAGGAUGAUGGGCCCGCCCCCUGGCCAGCCCAGAGGGGGUGAUGGAGGGGGUUACUGGGGGGAGGAGCCCAUGAGAGGAGGCCCACACCGAGGCGGAGGCGGGCAUUUCCACCGCGGCAGAGGAGGACGAGGAGGCCGGGGAGGGCGAGGUGGCGGAGGCGGACCCCCCAGGGGAGGAGACAUGUCCAGUCGGCCUGUGUGUCGGCACUUCAAAGUGAAGGGAAACUGUCGAUACGAGAACAACUGUGCUUUUUACCACCCUGGUGUGAAUGGACCGCCUUUGCCCUAAUAUGGCCACUCUGCUACUGUUCCCCCUUUGUGCCCUGCCCCUUCCCCUUAAACACAGUAUGACUGAAUUAUGAAGCUGGAUUCACCACUACGGCCAGAAAGAACUUCACCCACUAAGGACGGAAAAGCACUGUUCACUGGUUCUGCUCUCAAUACAUUUCUGUUUUUUAUUUUAAUUUUUUUAUUUUUUCUGUGGGGAUGUUGGAGUAGCAAGCUAAAAAAAAUCCUCAGUUUACUUGGUUGUGUGUAGAGCAUCUGUUUGUAAUUAAUGAGGAAAUGGAUGGAGGCUCACUGCUGUUUUCAGAUGUAUACCUCUCGCCUCUGUUGAGUUUCCUCUGUCCUUUUGCCCUUCUCCCUCUCUCCAGUCUGGGGGCUGGGGACUUCAUCUCUGUAAAUAUUCUGUACUUCUAGAAUCAAACACAAGGUGGCGAUACCUUCGAGACUGUCCUUCUGGUUUUUUCUGCAGUCAGUGCCGACUCAUCUCUAGGACAGGUUUUGUUUGUUUUUUUUGGUUCCUUUUUUCAAUUUUUUGUCUUUGCCACCAAUCAUUUUAUUAGUCAUUGUAUUUUUUUCUUGUUCAUUUUUUCAUGUUUUAAUUUUUGUUUUGCAAUGAGAGAAUGACACUAAAAUGAAUGACAUGAGAAGCUCAGAUGGAUAGCAGCCUGGAUCCAGUGCAGGGUCUCGCAGAUCUGUGCUCCCUGUGCCUGCCCCUGGAGGGUGUGUAUCCCAUGUGAGAUAUGAAACUGUGCCUAUGUCAGGGCACACUAUUCCACUGCAGUACACUGCAGAGCAGUUAAUAGACUGGACAGCACGGCUGGGCUCUGGCUCAUCAUUAUGGCUUCUGUCUCUGAAUUGAUCAGAGCACCAGGAAGUGUGCUUUUAUUUUGACUGUGGUUCUUAAGUUUGGCAAGCUGCAGUCAGAUGAGAGUGGGCCCUUUCAUCUCUCAAGAAGACUGUUUUAUUUGUUCAUUAUUAAGAUUCAGUCCGACUCUCAUCGACAGAUGUUCUGCUGUGCUAGAGUUGCUAUAUUUAAAUGUGGCGUUUGAUCAAUAGAGGCAGAGGUCUACUCCACUAUAAUUGUUAUUUAAACCUUUUAUUUCAUGAGUUUUCCAUUCCUGUAAAGUGGCAUUAACAUGUUUUACACCUGUUGUGAUACAGCUAGUUGAUUGAGGUGUUUUUGUACCAUAUGUUUAAUUUUUAAUUAAUCGUUUAAUCCAUGAUUUCUUGUGGCAAACAAAAGAAAACAAAAACUGCUGAAACCUGUCUCCCUAAGAAGUUGAGUUCCAUCGAUUGGAAAGUAUUGCUGAAAAGACAUGUUAACAUAGGUGUAGAACUGAGCUAUAGGCCUGUGAGUGGAUGAUCGUUGCUUUUCAAGAGCUAACACUCCUGAAUUAACUCCCAGUUUGUAAUACUAGACUGUUAAAAGGCUGGCCUGGGCAGAUAGUUGUUAAUAGCCCAUACAGUCUUUUCUCCUCAUAUAUUCUUUUCUAUUCAUUUUUAAAAGAAUACUAGUGCGAAUAUGGCCCUAAUUAUUCUUGUACAUCAUAGACGCUACAUGGUUUUAAAUGCCAGCUUUUAAUUUUGGGUUAAUGUGUUCUGUCAGUGUUAUAUGAGCCAGGCGACACACAGUUGUCUGGGAAACAAGUAGUGUUUUCUGUGAAAACAUUGGCCUUCGUGUCUCUUGUGGGACUGUAACAAUGGCUUUUUUUUUUCUCUUUUUUUUUUAAAGAACUGCUUCACAUUAAUUUUCCAGAUAAGUUUGUAUGGGAGAUUUAUGUGUGUAUCUGUGUCUAUACAUAAAGCAUAUACACACAUUCAUACACAUUUGCAUAAUUUCAUUGUAUAUAUUUUGUACAUGCGUUAAUAAAUGUGGACAAACUCAAGAUUGAUUUUUA
Molecule: messenger RNA, 4711 nt
Organism: Anguilla rostrata (American eel)
Lineage: Eukaryota; Metazoa; Chordata; Actinopteri; Anguilliformes; Anguillidae
Product: serine/threonine-protein phosphatase 1 regulatory subunit 10-like
Exons: 19
Coding region: 463-2817 (784 amino acids)
Cellular component (GO): nucleus; chromatin; PTW/PP1 phosphatase complex
Molecular function (GO): protein phosphatase 1 binding; metal ion binding
Source: RefSeq, a predicted model, not a curated record